GUAAUAGUAAGCGCGGGCGCGGCAUUUUUCUCCGGUCGUCUCAUGAGCCUCGAGCAGUGUGGUAGUGUAGUGUACGUUAGUGUGGCCUUCGAUUAACUAGAUGGCGCUGCACGAGACGCCAAUGUCAGUGCAGGCCGUCUUGCGCGAGCCUGCCGGCCCGGAGAUGGCGCCGCGUGCCGAGCCAGAAGAAGACGACUUCCUAGAAGCCGAAGAUUUUGAAGACGCCAGCGAAGAACUAAUAGAUACUUCGGCUGCUGUGGAUUUACAUUCCGCUCUGGAGGACUGUGAAAAGGCUAUGACGCUAUUUUUCAACAAUCAAAUAGAUGACGCUAUCGCCAUAAUGACUCCGUGGAAACACGUUUCUCUGUACCAUGCUCACGGGGCGGCUAUAUUUGAGUUCAUCCCAGCUAUGCUGACUCUAGAGCCAGCUCAGAUCCAAUGCGCACACACAGCUUUACGUCACACUUUCACCCUCUGUGCUCGUAUGCGCAGGAAUUAUACCUUCGUGCAGUCCAUCGGCGCCAUCAUUAAGAAGCCAAACUACGGUGGGUAUUCCGAAGACGAGGCGCACGCUGAACUCGUACAUUCUGAAGCUCUACUACUUCUAGCUUGUCUUGGUGCUCUUGAAGGAGAAGAAAAUAUGACCGGUUUGGUUCGUGCUUCACUGCGUAUUAAGACCUCGUUUAAUGGUUACAAAAACUGUGCUAAGAUUUUGGAAAAGAAGAGAUGGGAGAGUGAAUCCUCUCGCACGCACUUCGAGAGUGGAGUUCGCCUCGGCCUCGCCACCUUCAACGUGAUGAUAUCGUUGUUACCGCCGAAGGUGAUAACCCUGCUGGAAUUCGUCGGAUUCACUGCUGAUAAGGAGAAAGGAAAGUCCGAAUUAAUCAACGGCUCUCGCUCGCCCGGACUCCGGUCUGUGCUCUGUGACUUGACGCUGCUCGUAUACUUCCUGAUCAUUGGUCACUUCGCCGCUAUUCCUCCUGAUUUUAUUUUGGCUGAAAGAUUGAUAAGUAAUGGUCUAAAACGAUAUCCAAACAGCGUGUGGUUCAUAAUGUUUAAAGCACGUAUGCAAAUGUUGAGUGGUAUGAUCGAAGAAGCUAUAGAAAGCUACGAAACAGCAUCAAGGACAGCUGACUUGUGGCCACAACUGAAACAUCUCACAUACUGGGAAAUGAUCUGGGCUUUCGCGAUGAUGAUGAGAUGGUCUGACGCCGCGAUAUAUGCAUCGAAACUCGCUAACGACAGCAAAUGGUCGAAAACUAUUUAUAUGUACACGGAGGCCGCAAUGAAUCUUGAACGAGGAUAUAUAGUUAGUAUUGAAGAACGCAAGCACAAUGCCGAUCUACUCCUGUACGUAUUAUCAAUAUGUAAAAAAAGGAAAAAAAGUUCUAAAUAUACUCUGCAAUAUUUUAUUUUAUAUACCUACGACUUAUCCAUGGCUUUAUCAGCGAAGGGUGAAACAGGUCCUUACUGUAUGAGAUUAAAAUAUUUGGAGAAAAUAGCACAGAUACCUAUACAAAGUCUCAAAGCGACACGUAUGUUAUGUCUAUUUUUGUUUGCGCUUUUUAUUUUUCGUUGGUUCGCUUACGUAGCAUGGUGUUAUCACAGGAAUGCGUCAUGUUAUAGACAGCGGCUAUUGGGGCGGUCUUUGCCAAUGGAAAAAUUCGUUAUCCGUCGCUGCGAACGUUGGGCUCGACGAGGCUACCUGGUUCUACCUGGCGUAGAGAUGGUAUGUCUGUGGAAUAUGUUUCCACCUCUCGCCAACGAGCCCCACUACGCCGACCGUAUGCUAAAGCUUAUAGAACAAACGGAUGACGAGAUCCACAGCGUCAUGAACUCAAAGUACGGCAUAGAUUCGGAGCGACGGUACACGCCUGCAUUCGACUUGGACGAUGUAGCACUGGUUCGAUUCCUGCGCGGCAGCUUGUUGUUAGCCAUGUCUCUGCCACGGCUUGCCAUACGACAUUUGGAAUCUGUGCUCUCUAUGAAAGACGAUAUAAAAGAAAAUACGUUUUUGUUACCAUAUGCGACGGUAGAGAUGGCCAUGGCAUAUUACGCUCUAGGAGAUCCAGAUCGAGCCGUAGAACUAUUACAAGAGGCUAGAAAAAAGUAUUCCGGCUACUUACUGGAAUCUCGCCUACACUUCCGAAUACACUCGAAGCUGGAAUUAAUACACGCGGGAGAGCAGAACACAGUAGUGCAAGGGACAACAGCGAGCGCGGUGGCGGUGUCAAGCGUGAACACGCUCGCUGCGAGCGCGAGCACGAGCACGGCCCCGGGUCAGCGUGUCACGUGAGGCCGGCUGCGGGGCAGGCGGGGCAUGACCCGCGCUGCCCUGCGAGCCGCGCGCUUCUUCAUCUGCCCCGCCUUCUACCCGGGUCACGGACAGGCCCGGUAUGACGUAGACCAAUAAUUUAUUUUUUUUAAUUAUAAUUCUAUCAUAUUCAAUAUUGUGCUUAACUGUGUGGACCUUAAAGGUAAAGUUAAGUAGCGUUCGAGGUAGCUAUCUAUAAACACUGUAUUCAUUCUACAGCUUCAUUUUAGUGAGAUAAAAUAGCUUGUAACAAAAAAAAAAUACAAUAUGCAGUUAGCAUAAAUAGACCGAAGUUUUAAAUAAAGAUGACAUAAAAUUUAAGAUGAUUGGUUUACUUCUAAAAUUUUAACACAUCAUAUAGGAAGUGGGAAUUUUCAAAAAUAGUUUUGGCAACCAAAUGACACAGACAAUUCACUACUUGCCGUAUUUGAACGUAAACUUAAAAUAAGAACAAACUUAAAAUAAUAUUUGACUUAGUUACAAAACAGAUAAAUCACCAUCCAUUUACUUCAAAUAAAUUUAAAUUUGUUUAUAACUAUUUUUGAAAAUACCCUUCUGAAUUAUUCUCUGUUAUUGGUAGGUAUACGUACUCAAAAAUGAUAUUGUCUUGCUUAAAUAAUUUAUAUUGUUAUGUACAGAUGAAUCGUUUUAAUUAUUUUCGACAAAUUAAUUUAAGUGUGGUCGUUUAUAUUUAAUAAACAUUUGUGAUAAAUUAAGUUAUAACCUUUUUAAAUGUAAAUUAAGUAUGAACAAAUAGCUUAUAUUCAUGUGUAUUGGCAUCAAGUACACAUAAUUUAGUCUUUUAAGCAUCUAAACGUUAAUGUUUUAAUAUUUUUAUUAAUUAUGCUUGUGAUAUACCUAUGACAACUAGUAUGUGGUACAAAAGAUGUAUUUAAUUUUUUCGUUGGUUUUUAAAGAUAAAAGUAAAUGUACAUUGUAAUGUUAUUAUUUUUUGUAAAUAAAAUUUUCUGACUGACUUAUAUAAUGGA
Molecule: messenger RNA, 3303 nt
Organism: Melitaea cinxia (Glanville fritillary)
Lineage: Eukaryota; Metazoa; Arthropoda; Insecta; Lepidoptera; Nymphalidae
Product: tetratricopeptide repeat protein 39B-like
Exons: 16
Coding region: 101-2296 (731 amino acids)
Molecular function (GO): protein binding
Source: RefSeq, a predicted model, not a curated record